Leptomonas pyrrhocoris is the source of this 705-nucleotide messenger RNA. RefSeq lists its product as hypothetical. The record is from RefSeq and is a predicted model, not a curated record. Bases 1 to 705 code for a protein of 234 amino acids. NCBI's taxonomy places the organism in Eukaryota, Euglenozoa, Kinetoplastea, Trypanosomatida, Trypanosomatidae. The transcript has a single exon.
AUGGCAGGGAUCGCAUCGCGGCGGCGAUUCGCACGGGAGCACGGCCAACGGCUCACGCCGCCAGCACGUAUUCUACCAUCGCGUGGCGCCCGUGUGCGAACUGUCGAGGUCCAGCCGCCGCCGCCUAUGGAAACGUUGCCGACGCCACUGCGACGUCAACCACCGCCGACCCCGACAGGGGGCUACGCCUGGGGUCAGGCCAACUGCGAUGAACUGGUCCCUGGGUACGUCAGGGCAACCGAAGGCAGGUUCCUUUGCGCAGCCAGCCCAACCCCAGGUUCCCGGGCUGAACUCCUCACCCAUGCGCACCCCGCCUGGAUUUUUCUGUGGCGACGCGUCUCCAGCGAAGCCCGAUCCCGAGACGUAACACGCGGAAAAACCGCCCACCGACGCUGUUGCUACAGGGAAGUGGAAGAGAGGGAUGAUCGGGGAUUACCCAGCGGUCACCGACGAGCUCUGGGUUCGCGCCGGCUAUGUCGGCAACUACCCCGCCUUCACACAAAGUGUGGAAGCGUCCGGUGGUCAGGCUGCGAUCACCGCGCUGAUGGGCAUGGUGGCGCACACGGCCAACUUCAACGUGCUGCGCCUCCGUCACAAUUUGGUGCUGCACGCCGAUUUCCGCGUAACCAGCGAGGAGCAGUUUUUCGAGGCUCUGGGACGGGAGCUGUACUACUUCUUCCGCGAAGUCGUGCUGCUUUCGGGUAG